AUGGAGCUUUCGUGGUGUUCUGAUGAUGAGCCAUUUGGGGACAUGACCAACCUCCAGGAAGUUCAGGCACCUUCACAGCCUCCACCUGACCAGGAGGAAGACGGUGACACUACAGCGGGGGCUUUGCAAGUGGCAACGUUGGAGGAGAGCUUCAAAUGGCAUUAUCACCUCAAAGAAGUUCUUACUUCGAAGUGGGGAAGCACCGCCGUGGACAGACUAGCUACAAAUUUGUCUGGAGCCAUGUGGAUGUCGCAAUACAGUGGCAUGGGUGGUAUGGAGAUUCUUAAGACACAUCUCGAGACAGCAACUGAUCUUGCUGGCCUUGGUCUACAGCGUGGUGAAGUUUACCACUCCAUUGACUACAACCCAGUGUGCCAACGAGUUUUGGAACACCACAAUCCCGUGCAUGUGUUCAAGGACCUUCUCCAGCUUCUGAGCAAGGAGGCAAGGGUGUCUGUCCAGCGGGUGAUGUCCAGUCACGAGCAGCUUGUCAAGAGCAUGGUCCACAAGACCCAAUCUGCCUCUUCAAAGACUGAGAAGGCCAGUGCGAAGAACGAAUUGAAACGUGUUGGGGAGUCUUUACUCAAGGUGCUGAUGAACUGCAUGGACCAGUUCACUACCGAGGACCUGUUCCAAUCGCAUGCUGUUUGCUCGAAGCAUCCAGAUGCAGCCACCAGAUGUCAGGUGUUCCCAUCAUAUGAUGGCCCUGAGGAUCCAAAGGAAUACUUCAUGGCAGGCACAUCGUGCACCGACUGGAGCUCCAUGGGUACCCAAACAUCCUUGGCAGGACACACAGUGCUGCCCUUUGCUGUUGAACUCCAGCUGAUCAAGCGACGACGGCCUGUCGUGUUCUUUCACGAAUGCACUCGCAAUUUCAGGCCACAGAUCCUGCAGGAAUACCUAUGUGGAUACACGAUCCACUCCAUGAUCCAGAAGCCCACCAAUCGGGGGUUCCCAAUAGCACGUACACGGGUCUACACCGCAUGUGUCAGGGAGGACUACCAGCUCUUGGAAGACAUCACCAAAAUGAAUGCUUGUGAUCGCACGCCGGCCUUUGACGGUGGGAGCUUGUUCUGUGCACCACAGAACAUGGUAGAUGCUGAGCUGAAAUCACUUGCAAAAAAGGGAUCAGGUGCAACUACAUUCUUUGAUGCACUCCCAGCUGCGUUUCAGGUCAGGCGUGACCAGUACAAUGAGAACAAGGAUAUCAAGAAAAUGCUUUCGAACGGCAACGAUGUCAUCAUCAAUUUGACUCAAAAUGUGGACUUCCUGAACUAUGCGUCAACGAAUUGCCCCUGCUUGCUUACCAAAAGCUUCAUGUGGUCCAUUCGCAAGCACCGACCAUUGACAUGGCAGGAGCUAUUGAACGCGCAGGGCAUUCCUAUGUUUGAGGAUUCUAUUGCAUCUUCUGGCAUUGGGUAUUGUCUUCUUCCAGAUGAUCUCGGUCGAGUGGCGGGCGUGAAGUUGGCUGGCAAUGGCUUCCACAUUGCGUGUGCAGGAACCUUCGUUGGGUUUGUCUUAGCUUUUUUGGCAAAGAAGACCUAG
Messenger RNA from Durusdinium trenchii, 1545 nucleotides. The record is from the annotation of a GenBank genome assembly. Lineage: Eukaryota; Dinophyceae; Suessiales; Symbiodiniaceae.